This is a messenger RNA of Suillus clintonianus, 1555 nucleotides long. RefSeq lists its product as uncharacterized. Bases 130 to 1380 code for a protein of 416 amino acids. Gene Ontology annotation, molecular function: actin binding. The record is from RefSeq and is a predicted model, not a curated record. Lineage: Eukaryota; Fungi; Basidiomycota; Agaricomycetes; Boletales; Suillaceae. The transcript is spliced from 4 exons.
AAGAGCCGUAGUGUCACACUGGCAUGUGCACGUGUGGACACGGUACCUACCGUCCUUUAUUAGCACUUGUCUCGGCAGGCUGCGCAGGGCUAAUUAAGUUGCCAACACACUCACUAACCACAAUCUACGAUGGCGUCCUCUGAACUCUUGAAACAGAUUCAGGCGGGCAAGAGGCUGAAAAAAGCAGAAACACAUGACCGGAGCAAGUGUGGUGGUGGUGGUGGUGGUGGUGGUAGUGGGGUUCCUGCUGCUGCUUCACGAGCAGGAAGUGCAUUGCCGUCGACGGGUGCUGGCGGACCUCCUCAACUGGGUGGAUUGUUUGCUGGAGGUGUGCCCAAGUUGAAACCUGCAGGACAAAGUAACUUUGCAAAACCUCCUACACUUGGAAAGCCACCAUCAGUACCUAGGCGAGAACCUACUACUAGUGCACCACCGCCUCCUGCUAGAGGUCCUCCUCCUAGACCAUCCGCACCAGCACCCGCACCCCCUGCUGCGGUUCCCGCCCUCCCCACUCGACGUGCACCGUCACUGCCAAAUCGCGCUUCUCCUGCUCUGCCUUCAAGAUCUGCACCAGUUGUACCUCUGAGAAAUACACCCACCCCUCCUAAUGCUGCUCCUCCCCCGCCACGUCGACCACCUCCCGCAAGGACGGCUUCCCCGGCCCCUACUGCAGCUCCUCCUGCCCGUCCACCACCUCCACCAUUCCGGACCGCUUCUCCGCCUGCUCGACCUGCAUCUUCACCUGCUCGACCUGCCUCUCCACCUGCUCGGCCUGUCUCUCCACCCAAACCAGCACCAUAUACGCCAUCACGUUCUGUCCCCCCUCUUCCUCCCGCUCGCAACAGUCUUCACCCUCCAGUUCCACCUGCCAGGAAAGCUCCUCCUCCCCCUCCAGCCAGGCCCUUAUCGGCAGCUGGAUCUCCUUCUCGAGUAGUACCGCCUCCACCCUCUCGAAGACCACCUGUGAUGGAUGGUCCACCUGCUCCUCCAGCCCGUGUCCGAGCUUUAUCGGAAGUCGACCCCCCUGCACAAAGUCCACCUGUAAAUCGCCCUCCACCUUCCCGUCCGGUCCCGCCCACAUCUGCUCCUUCCCGUCCAGUCCCGCCUCCAUCUGCUCCUCCUCGACCGCGUACCGUUUCAACACCUGUCGCUGCUGAACCUGAACCUCCUACUUUACCUGUGGGACGGCCCAGCAUCAAUGGCAGUGUGAAUGGAUCAAGGGCACCUCCAUCUCGCAAAAUCCCUUCGCCCCCUCCAAGCUCUGGUACACAUACAUUUCCAGUGACUGACCUCCCUCAGCCACGUCCGUUUGUUGCAGGGGCGAGGCGAUAUGGCGGUGGUCGAACGACUGGCAGCGAUUUCGACCUGUCCGGUUUGUAGUUCACCAACUUAAGGCAUUGUGUUACUUGGACUAUUGAUCAGUAUUGACCUGGGAAUGAGAACAUGGGACAUCGUUGCUAUAGCUGUAUCAUUGAGUUGCUCAGACUAGAGUAGCUACGUACGCAGCCAGGUGUCAAUUUAUUUCUAGGCAAAUUAUCCAGGCAGAACUUCGGAA